CAGCUGAGCGAGUCACGCAGCAGGUGAAUACUGGAAUCUUGUGCUGCUUUAAGACUGAUUUACUCUAUUUUGAAUUAUCAGAAGAGGCUCUUUUUUAAAGACCCAUGCCAGUACCUGGCUCGUCCAAUGUGCAAUGCCAAAAAGUGACAGCUGGCCUGGGGGCAUUGCCAUGGAAUCUGUGACCGGUAUGGACAGUGCGGGUAGCAGUGAUAGUGUGGCCAGCAACAACACUGGCUGUAGUGAUGAUAGUGUUGGACACCUUUCUGCUGAGGAGAAAGCAAUCAUGUUUCUGGAGGAGACUAUUGAUGCUCUAGAGGUAGAAGAUGACAGCGGUUUGUCUAGCGAUGAGCUUGAUCGCCCAUCUCAUAACCUGGCAGGAAACAAUAUUCAUCACCCCUCCGUCAACCACAACAAACCCGAGGAGCUAUUAGCCCAUGAGAACCCAAACCAAGUCAAGAUAAGAGAUCAGAGACCAUCUCAGAGGUAUCCUGUGCCAACUCCGUUACUCCUAGUCAGUAGACCUGUUGAAUCAUCUCCCGAUGAACUUGAUGGGUUCAGAUCAAAGUUUGACCAUCAACAAACUGGAAGGACAGUUUCAGAAGGAACUAAACCAAGCAUUGGACUAUUGAGUGAUGUGGCUGACCUUCCACCUUCUUUCAUACCUGAACCACCAGUUAAAGCAAAGUUGCCUAGAGACUCAAACUUGAUAGGCCAUUCUCCUCCGAGUUUGGAUGCCAAGUCUCCGCAGAAGCCCCAGAAAGUGUCCUCAGAAAUUCCGGUGGGUUUGAUUCCUCCACCUUCAGACUUCAUGGAUGAACCAGCAGAGAUGAGCGCCGGACCACCACUUCCAAUGCUCGUUUUUGAUGGUCCACCAGACUGGACUCCUGAACUCCCAAACACAGUGCCACAACCUGGUGGUGGAUGUGACAAGCCUGCUGAGAUGAGUAAAUCCCAAAGUGUUGACUCCAACUCAAGAGGACCAUUGAACCACAAUGAGCAUGAGAAUUUGCACAAGAAGGCUUCCAUGAAGAAAGUGCCUGAUUUGACACCGUUGAAGUUUGCACAACAUGCUUCCGCUGACAAACUGAUGACACCUUCACCAUCUUCAGAGCAUGUACCUGGAGUUCCAAAAGAGUACAGUGAGACCAAAAGCCCACCAGCUGUGGCUCCUAAACCCAAGAAACUGCCUUCUAAUAUCAUCUUCAAAAGCCACAAAGACACAGGUGCCACGCACUCUUUACUACCGCAGAGUGACCGUCCUCAGCUGGAUCAACAGAAGAUACGACUGGAAGCCUUGAAAAAAUUAGGCCUGCUAAAGAGUGCGGAAGUCAAUUCAGGGCCCAAUAUCUCUUCUAAUCAAUCCUCAACAUUCAAAGCAAAAGAUACCACACUUUCCUCCAGUAAACCAAGUACUUACACAACAGCACCUUCAGUAGAAACAGUGCAGGACACUAAACUAGCUGAAAGUUCUGUACUAGGAGUGGCGCACCCAAAAAUAGACAUGCCAAAACUCAUAGACACUGAAAGUAGGCAAGUUUAUUUGAAGAAGCAUCCCGCAAGACCCUAUGAGGUCAAAUCGGCUUCUUUGGGGCGGUCAGGCGUAGGUCUUCGCAGCAUUGCUUUUGAACCAACCCCUCAAGCAACACAUCCAAAUGGGACCAAUCUUGAGCGGCGGUCAGGUGUAGGUCAUAACAGCAUCGUCAUUGACCCCACCUCACAUGCAACUAAACCAGACAAAACCAAUGUUCAGUUAUCUCCUGGUCAGUUACGAAAAAUCAGAGGUCGACCUCUUUCUGCAGGUAGCGCGAAGGACUUCAGUAUUGGCCGUGCAGCUGAAGGUUCAAACAAAUCGCUCCUUGCUGCUUCAGUUCAGCCUUCACAGCCAGGUUACGAUGCCCAAAAGUUAGCUCGCUCCAACGGCAUAAGCGUUCUGAUCACCCCACACGGUAAAGAUGGCGAGAACCGACGAGAAGCUUUGAAGAAACUUGGAUUACUGAGGGACUAACAGUUCGCCAACUACCCUACUCUGAGAACUGAACUUCACAAUGUAUUCUGUGUACAACGGUCUUUAGCAUUGAAAUGCAGAAUGCUGAAAUGGGUCUUGCAUAAUGUGGACACCGAGACAACAUCAGAAGUACUUUUCUUCUGGAUCUUCCGCAAUAGUGGCACUUUCGUCUAUUUGCAUUCUCAACUACCUGCUUAAAUAAUCCUCACCAGGGUUGGGAGGGUUACUUUUUAAAUGUAUUGCACUACAGAUUACAUGCUGUAAAAUGUCAUUUGUAAAGUAUUCCGUUAGAUUACUCAAGGUUAGUAACUUAUUCAAAAUACUUUGGAUUACUUCUUCAUCACUGGUGGAUUUUUUCAAUUGUUUUGACUAUAACAACUCUGCCAGUACAGUAAGACAAAACUCACAUGUUAAAAAUACAUUCUCUGAAAAACCCAAAUAUCUCAUGCAGUGUUGUUUCUAAAACAAGAUCAAUCAAAUUGAUCUUGUUUUAAGGAUUUUUAGAUAUAUUUUAAUACAAAAAUUAUUAUCAAGAAUAUGAUUUUUGCCCUUGUAAGUUGUUUUGGUGAAAAAGGUUUGGCUUAGCAUCAAUAUAUGUAGGUCUUAUUGUGCUCUCAUGUCAAUUCAACUAUGUAUGUUAUUUCAAAGAGAAACAGUGUUUUUAUUUAGUCAUAUUUUAUCAAAAUGUAACAACUUGGUCCACCUCUGAAGCGACUUCAGUUUUCGGUUGACGGCACAUCGGUUGUGGUUAAUGUUAACCAAUUGCGAAAUAGCUGUUUAGGCAUCGUUUUAGACCUUUCUUAAUUUUGCUAUUGAUUAUGCAGUAAUUUAAUGCCAAUUAACGUUAAUACUAAUAUCUCAUCUCUAGUGCUUGUUGUUGUUGUUGUUGUUUAAUGGUGUUGUACAUGCCAUAUUAAAGUUUUUGUUCUAUACUGUUGAUAACUAUUAAGAUGAGUCAAGAAUUUAAUUCUUCUAUGAUCUUCAUUAUUUAUGUGGAGUUCUUAAUAAAUACACAUUUGGACUACCUGUAUUCUGGGGAAUAAAAGAGUAAAUCAGACUCCUAGAAUUUGGGGGAAUGGGGUCGUUGACAUGCCCAGAUGUGUGACAUGCAAUCAGUUUAAAUAAUAAUAACCACAUUUUUGCUGCCAUUGGUGUACAAGUGUGAAUGAGAAUGUGAAUGUGUGUGUGACCUUUGGUA
Messenger RNA from Xyrauchen texanus (razorback sucker), 3203 nucleotides. Its product is annotated as specifically androgen-regulated gene protein-like. NCBI's taxonomy places the organism in Eukaryota, Metazoa, Chordata, Actinopteri, Cypriniformes, Catostomidae. The coding region runs from base 134 to 2005 and encodes 623 amino acids. The record is from RefSeq and is a predicted model, not a curated record. The transcript has 4 exons.